UGGGUGUAGCCUGGAAUUCUCCGUCCUCGUGUUCCUGGGCUGGCGCGCAGAGUCUCCAGGCGGCAGCGCCGCCGCCGCCGCUCCCCGUGCCACCCCGUCGUUGGCCUCGGGGGUCGGGAUGCUGCGGCAGGUUCUGCACAGGGGCUUGAGGACGUGUUUCUCCCGGCUCGGCCACUUCAUUGCCAGUCACCCGGUCUUCUUCGCCUCGGCGCCGGUGCUCAUCUCCAUCCUGCUCGGCGCCAGCUUCAGCCGCUACCAGGUCGAAGAGAGCGUGGAGCACCUGCUGGCGCCCCAGCACAGCCUGGCCAAGAUCGAGCGCAACCUCGUCAACAGCCUCUUCCCGGUCAACCGCUCCAAACACCGGCUUUACUCGGACCUGCAGACCCCCGGGCGCUACGGCAGGGUCAUCGUCACCUCCUUUCAGAAAGCCAACAUGCUAGACCAGCAUCACACCGACUUGAUCUUAAAGUUGCAUGCUGCUGUCACCAAGAUCCAGGUUCCAAGGCCUGGUUUUAAUUACACGUUUGCCCACAUAUGUAUCCUGAAUAACGAUAAGACUUGCAUUGUGGAUGACAUAAUACACGUCCUGGAAGAGCUCAAGAAUGCUCGGGCCACCAAUCGGACCAAUUUUGCUAUCACAUACCCGAUCACUCACUUAAAGGACGGGAGGGCCGUGUACAAUGGGCACCAGCUUGGAGGCGUUACUGUGCACAGCAAGGAUCGGGUGAAAUCUGCAGAGGCCAUUCAGCUCACCUACUACCUACAGUCAAUCAACAGUCUCAAUGACAUGGUGGCUGAGAGGUGGGAGUCCAGCUUCUGCGACACUGUCAGACUAUUCCAGAAAUCCAACAGCAAAGUCAAAAUGUACCCUUACACAUCCUCAUCACUGAGGGAAGAUUUCCAGAAGACCAGCCGUGUGUCAGAACGUUACCUGGUCACCAGCCUGAUCCUGGUGGUCACCAUGGCCAUCCUCUGCUGCUCUAUGCAGGACUGCGUCCGCAGCAAACCUUGGCUAGGCCUUCUUGGGUUGGUAACCAUAAGCCUAGCCACUCUCACCGCGGCCGGAAUCAUCAAUCUUACCGGUGGAAAGUACAAUUCCACCUUCCUAGGAGUCCCUUUCGUCAUGCUAGGUCAUGGAUUAUAUGGGACUUUUGAAAUGUUAUCCUCCUGGAGGAAAACUAGAGAAGACCAACAUGUUAAAGAGCGAACUGCAGCGGUCUAUGCAGACUCCAUGCUCUCCUUUUCUCUCACCACUGCCAUGUACCUGGUCACCUUCGGCAUAGGGGCCAGCCCUUUCACGAACAUUGAGGCAGCCAGGAUUUUCUGCUGCAAUUCCUGUAUUGCAAUUUUCUUCAACUACCUCUAUGUACUCUCGUUUUAUGGUUCCAGCCUUGUGUUCACUGGCUACAUAGAAAACAAUUACCAGCAUAGUAUCUUCUGUAGAAAAGUCCCAAAGCCUGAGGUACUGCAGGAGAAACCGGCAUGGUAUAGGUUUCUCCUGACCGCCAGAUUCAGUGAGGACACAACUGAAGGCGAGGAAGUGAACACUUACGAGAGUCACCUAUUGGUAUGUUUCCUCAAGCGUUAUUACUGUGACUGGAUAACAAACACCUAUGUCAAGCCUUUUGUAGUCCUCUUUUACCUUAUUUAUAUUUCCUUUGCCUUAAUGGGCUAUCUGCAGGUCAGUGAAGGGUCAGACCUUAGUAACAUCGUAGCAACUGCGACACAAACCAUUGAGUACACUACUGCCCAGCAAAAGUACUUUAGCAACUACAGUCCUGUGAUUGGGUUUUACAUAUACGAGUCCAUAGAAUACUGGAACACUAGUGUCCAAGAAGAUGUUCUGGAAUACACCAAGGGGUUUGUGCGAAUAUCUUGGUUCGAGAGCUAUUUAAAUUACCUUCGGAAACUCAAUGUAACCACUGGCUUGCCUAAGAAAAAUUUCACAGACAUGUUGAGGAAUUCCUUUUUGAAAGCACCCCAAUUUUCACAUUUUCAAGAGGACAUAAUCUUCUCCAAAAAGUACAAUGAUGAGGUUGAUGUAGUGGCCUCCAGAAUGUUUCUGGUGGCCAAGACCAUGGAAACGAAUAGAGAAGAACUCUAUGACCUCUUGGAGACACUGAGAAGACUUUCAGUCACCUCCAAGGUGAAGUUCAUUGUCUUCAAUCCGUCUUUUGUGUACAUGGAUCGAUAUGCCUCCUCUCUGGGAGCCCCCCUGCACAACUCCUGCAUCAGUGCUUUGUUUCUGCUCUUCUUUUCAGCAUUCCUGGUGGCAGAUUCUCUGAUUAAUGUCUGGAUCACUCUAACAGUUGUAUCCGUGGAGUUUGGAGUGAUAGGUUUCAUGACAUUAUGGAAAGUAGAACUGGACUGCAUUUCUGUGCUAUGCUUAAUUUAUGGAAUUAACUAUACAAUUGACAAUUGUGCUCCACUGUUAUCCACAUUUGUUCUGGGCAAGGAUUUCACAAGAACUAAAUGGGUUAAAAAUGCCCUGGAAGUGCAUGGGGUAGCUAUUUUACAGAGUUACCUCUGCUAUAUUGUUGGUUUGAUUCCUCUUGCAGCUGUGCCUUCAAAUCUGACCUGUACACUGUUCAGGUGCUUGUUUUUAAUAGCAUUUGUCACCUUCUUUCACUGCUUUGCCAUUUUACCUGUGAUACUGACUUUCCUGCCACCCUCUAAGAAAAAAAGGAAAGAGAAGAAAAAUCCUGAAAACCGGGAAGAAAUUGAGUGUGUAGAAAUGGUGGAUAUUGAUAGUACCCGAGUGGUUGACCAAAUUACAACAGUGUGACGGUGUCUGCUUGGUAUAUUUUCACCCUAGGUCUUACCAAGAGCAAAGAGAUUAUGUUACUGAAACAGCUAAAUUCAAGGUUGUUCCCUUUUUAAAGGAUAAAAAGG
Molecule: messenger RNA, 2892 nt
Organism: Chinchilla lanigera (long-tailed chinchilla)
Lineage: Eukaryota; Metazoa; Chordata; Mammalia; Rodentia; Chinchillidae
Gene: Ptchd1
Product: patched domain containing 1
Exons: 4
Coding region: 119-2785 (888 amino acids)
Biological process (GO): chemical synaptic transmission; cognition
Cellular component (GO): synapse; plasma membrane
Source: RefSeq, a predicted model, not a curated record